AUGAUGUCAAAGACCUUCUCCGUCUUAUUGCUAUUGGUCUUUAGCCUUAUCAUCUGUCCAACAAAUGGCUUCCGACGAAUUCCUCGCUUACUGUCGCUACCAGGGCGCGCCUUGUCAUCACGAGGCGGCAGUUCCCUGGCGAGGACAGCAGACGCCAGAGAAAGGUUCAUUCUAGACAAGUAUGUGACAAAGCUGUUCAACGACGCGGAUACCAACAAGGAUGGUGGGAUAUCUCCCGCAGAGGUGUACGAGCUUGUCCUCAAGUUUUACAUUUUUGUAAAUCAGCAAGCGCCCAUCCCUCCACCCUCUCGAGAACGGGUGAUGCGUCUGUUCAAACUCGCCGACAAGGAUCGAGGAGGACGAUUGGAUCUACAAGAAUUUCGACGUCUCUUGAGGACAAUCUAUGCCAGAGCAUCCUCUCGUAUCUUGGUCUUCAAGUUGGUAUCCAUGCUGGUGGCACCCAUCUCAGCAAUUUCGUUGGUAGAAAUGAUUCAAGGUGUACCCUACUUGGUGGACCUAUUUGGAGCCUUACUCCCGGAAUCCACUCCCAAAUUCCUGGUGAAUCUGCUCGAAAAGGACUCCUUUUGGGUGACUAUAUUUACAGUCCUCUUUAUUCAGAGUUUGGGCAAGCUUGCUUUACGAUUGGUAGAUUGGUUCUGGUGGGGAAGCAAUUCUAAAGACAAGUACUAUGAGGACUGUGAUGAGUUGGAAGAGAAAUGA
Messenger RNA from Seminavis robusta, 720 nucleotides. Lineage: Eukaryota; Bacillariophyta; Bacillariophyceae; Naviculales; Naviculaceae. The record is from the annotation of a GenBank genome assembly.